CGUUUCAUUUCACCUUUUCUGGGAUGGAGAUUUCUUCUCACCAGUUUCACCUCUUGCAGCAACUCAAUGAGCAGCGCAGGCAGGACUUGUUCUGUGACUGCAACAUCCUGGUGGAGGGAAAGGUUUUCAAAGCCCAUCGCAAUGUGCUGUUCGCCAGCAGCGGCUACUUCAAAAUGCUCCUUUCGCAGAGCUCGAAGGAGACGAGUCAGUCCACGACAGCCACUUUCCAGGCCUUUUCUCCUGACACCUUCACGGUUAUCCUGGAUUUCGUGUACUCAGGCAAACUGUCCCUCACUGGCCAGAAUGUCAUCGAAGUCAUGUCGGCUGCCAGCUACCUGCAGAUGACCGAUGUGAUCAGCGUGUGUAAAACCUUCAUAAAGUCGUCGCUGGAUAUCAGUGAGAAGGAGAAGGAUCGGUACUUCAGCCUGUCUGACAAAGAUGUGAGUUCCAACGGUGUGGAGAGAUCCUGUGUGUACAGUGGAGGGUGGAGGGCGGAGAGCAGCCCCCCACAUUCCCAUUCCAGCCCAGACCCUGGGACUUGUAUGAUGGGCGGCAACGCUUGGAGCAAUUUCAACUAUUACCCCAGCUCGCAGAGAAAUGCCCAGCAGCAGCUGUCCAAACAYGAGCAACGGCCGGAUUCCAUCAAGAAAUCACGGCACCUGGGGCUGCAGCAGCCUUCUGACAUCCCCCACUAUAAAYCCAGCAAGCUGGAGGACAGGGCCGCCGAGCCCGCGGGCCACGCCRCGCCGGCCGAGGAGCAGCUUCACAUGGACGCCGAGGUUGAAGCUCCUCACGUGGGCUACCAGUUCGGCCAAGGGGCUGAUGUGAUGCCCAGGGGCUUGGCUGUGUCGCAGCAGGAGCACGAGUCACCCCGCUCCUCCGGGAAAUCCAAGUCGUCCAAAGCUGAGGAGCAGUACGGGAACAUGCCCUCCAUCCUGGGAGUCAUGGGGAACUGGGCUGAAGAUGACCUGGCCAGGAUGAGGUUCAAGUGUCCAUUCUGCAGCCACGUGGUGAAGAGAAAAGCCGACCUCAAGCGUCACCUUCGCUGUCACACGGGAGAGCGGCCGUACCCCUGCGAGGCGUGCGGGAAGAGAUUCAGCAGGCUGGACCACCUCAGCAGCCAUUUUCGAACUAUCCACCAGGCGUGCAAGCCCAUCUGCAGGAARUGCAAGCGCCACGUGACCGAGCUGACGGGCCAGGUGGUCCAGGAGGGGACRCGUCGCUACAGACUGUGCAACGAGUGCCUGGCCGAGGCCGGCAUAGACAGCAUCCGCAUUGACUUGGAGGCUGAGGCACCUCUGGAGUUCCCUCAGGAUGGGGACAAAGAUUCCAGGUGGCACUACGGGGAGGACAACAGGUCCGACGUGGAGAUCGUGGAGGACGGCUCGACYGAUUUGGUCAUCCAGCAGGUGGAUGACAGCGAGGAUGAAGCGGAGGAGAAGGAAGUGAAGCCCAAUAUUAGGUAGUUGGAAGAUGAGGAUUGGGAAUUGUGUGGAAGAGGGAGAAUGUACUGGGACCGCUGUUGGUGACCCUACAGAGACACGUGGGUGAACAGGUCCAGACUUGCMUGUAUUUAUGGACACGUCAUUGAGGCCAUUCUGGUUUGUCAUCAGAACCCCCGUGAGUUGCUUUUUUAGGAAGAAUCCACCCUUAAAUAAUGGAUGGACAAGGAAAAGCAGUGUUACGUGGAUAACUUUUUAUAGCAGGCGAUGGGGCCCGUCUCAAAGCCUCUUGCCAAGGGAGUGAGGUCUAAAUGCUUUAAAAAAAUUGUAGAUUAUUAUAAAUUGCCCGUUUUUUAUACUUAGAGAGGUGUGGCUUCUCUCAUUGGGCGAUAAACAAAGUGUAAAGACCCCACACACCAGACAACCUCUCUUGAGUGUUCAGAASUAAAGAGAAUCUUCCAUGAAUUGUCAUUAAUUCUUCACGUUAUGAUAAGGAAAAAAGGCAGAUAAUUAAGAAAGAGGAUUUAAAAUGUUUUGGCACUUUURUCUGGAAAAGGACUUUAGUAAAAUUUAUUAGGAUCAGGUGAACCUUUAGUAGAUCAUUAGUUCAAGGCCUAUUUCUUUAAAAGAAAACAAGCACAUAAAUGCUUAACCCAUGAGAGGCAAACCAAUUAAAAAUUUGGAUCAUUAAUUGAUGCCAGUAGAUGUUUUAGUCUCCAAAUUGGUAUCUCAGACUGGGCUGUUUUAUUAAGCACUAUUAAAAUACUCCUUUUUUUUUGGGAAGCCUCUCAAAAACACCCAGACACAGUGGGAUUAUUGGGGUGUAGGGCCAGGAAUUGAAUGAUCCUCAUGGGUCCCUUCCAGCUCAGGAUAUUCUGUUCUGUGCCCCUUUCCCAGUCUGUACCAUAUGCCAGUGAGAACAAGAUGUACUGGAACUUCUGGACACCGUUUUUGUGUAAUUUCACUCACAAUUAGGAUUACAGAGAUGAGUAACGAUGAAGAAAUUUUAMUUCUCUAACAAAAUGAGCUACUUGGUUUUGUUGCUUAGUGAGUUUAUCUUACCCAAYACUGUCGACAGGAGAGGAGCAGAAGAUGCUUCCAGGUGCUGCUGCAUUCCUUGGACAGAUCUGAGCUUUUAUUCCAAUUCUUCAUCCUGGGAUCGUGGAACUCAAUGGCUGUAGACUUAGAAAAUGAUCUAUUUUUUGUUUUCUUUUUUACAGCUUUSUAAGCAUGUUUGGCUGAACCCCGGGGGGUUUCUUACACAACAAUCCCAUAUAUAUAUCUGCUAUAUAAUCUUCCCCAGGGACAGCUAAAAAAAAUCACUAUUUUAUUUUUAGUUGUGUAAAAAGUGUAUAACCUUCUYGUGUCAUCAUGAGCAGAGAGCGCAGCAUUUUCAUUCCAGCCCAAGGUCUCUGAAGUGACAACUCGAGAACUUCACACUAAAUUCAGUGUGAUCAUUAAGCACCCUCCCCUCUUUGGAUGUUCUGAGGGCACAAGAAAUGGUAUUUUAUUGUUCUUACAAAAAUUAUCAUUUAUUUGCUUUGGCUUGGGGAGGGGGUGACUUAAAARUAUUUAUUAUGACCCAUAUGAAAACAUCUUAAAUGGGACUURCCUUGGUUUUAUGGGACACUUGAUGUGAAAACAGACAUUUGAUUUUUGGGGAAAAACUCCUCAAAUGCCUGUUAUUAAACAGCUAAGAAAUAUUYCUGAGCAACCUGGACUGAAUCAAAGACACAGAACGAGAAAUAUUUUAAAGGAUAUGGAGUAACUUUGCUCAAAUUUCAUAGAUGUUUCCCUUUUCCCUUUCCAUUAAAGAGUUUGACAACAAAUUCCAGGUAUCGGUGCCUGCUGUCCCAGGGUACAAAGGGGUGGAAUUGGUCUCUGUGUGUUUGGGAAUGGAUUAAAAAGAGGGGAAAAUAAAGUGUCUCUCCAGGCCUGAAAUCUUAACUGCCAACUGCAAAGGUCAGGCUAUUAAGUGUUUCUUAAUAGUGGGGGUGUUUUUAGAAGCAAAGGGAUUUUUUUGGAUCAAUACUCAAUUUAAUUAGAUACCAUAAAUCUGAGAAUACCGAGGACCAGAUGCUUCAGAACGAGACCUGAAGCGGCUCUAAAUGGGCAAAUGGAACAAUCUAUCCAUAGGAAGACUUUUACUUUUYAAACACAGAUUAAUUGUUGAUUUGCUGGGCAAAUAAGGGCUUUUUUUUUCUGGGCUUUUAUAUGUUGUUAUUCUCMGUAGCAUAACUAGAUAUCUGUAGUCAUUUUUGAAAUAUCUUAUUAAGCUUGGAGUUUUAGGUUGACUGCGAUUCCCACAGGUCAAUUAUGUUUCCUAUUUUUUAAAAGUUACCAUUUUUACAUUUGUUGCCUUAAUUUCGGUUGUUAUUUCCUUAUUUUUGUAAUGUAUGACAAGCUAAAUGUUUAAGUGCCUUCUGUUUU
Molecule: messenger RNA, 3872 nt
Organism: Malurus melanocephalus (red-backed fairy wren)
Lineage: Eukaryota; Metazoa; Chordata; Aves; Passeriformes; Maluridae
Gene: ZBTB8A
Product: zinc finger and BTB domain containing 8A
Exons: 3
Coding region: 24-1466 (480 amino acids)
Biological process (GO): regulation of transcription by RNA polymerase II
Molecular function (GO): DNA-binding transcription factor activity, RNA polymerase II-specific; RNA polymerase II cis-regulatory region sequence-specific DNA binding; protein binding
Source: RefSeq, a predicted model, not a curated record